This is a messenger RNA of Colletotrichum orchidophilum, 657 nucleotides long. RefSeq names its product IBR domain-containing protein. The record is from RefSeq and is a predicted model, not a curated record. NCBI's taxonomy places the organism in Eukaryota, Fungi, Ascomycota, Sordariomycetes, Glomerellales, Glomerellaceae. Gene Ontology annotation, biological process: positive regulation of proteasomal ubiquitin-dependent protein catabolic process; ubiquitin-dependent protein catabolic process; protein polyubiquitination. The transcript is spliced from 2 exons. Gene Ontology annotation, molecular function: zinc ion binding; ubiquitin conjugating enzyme binding; ubiquitin protein ligase activity. The coding region runs from base 1 to 657 and encodes 218 amino acids. Gene Ontology annotation, cellular component: cytoplasm; ubiquitin ligase complex.
AUGGAGGAAACGGAAGACGAAUCCCCCAACAGCCAAGACUGUCUGGCCUGCGACAAGACGUGCAGAAAGGCCAGUCGUCGCGACUUUCCCUGCGGUUGCCCUCCAUACUGCCACGCCUGCGCCGCGGCCUACAUUCGCUCGUGCCUGAGCAACAAGCCCUUCACGAGGCCCACCUGCCCAGGCAUCUGCGGAAUCAUGCAUCCCUUCCCCGACGCCUGGCCUCGCCAGCUGCUCCGUUCCAAGGAGACUAUCCAGUACUUCGAUCUCGUGGCCGAGGCCGAUGAGGCCGAGAGCGGUGCGGCGCUGUACUGCCACGUCCGCGCCUGCGGCCGCUACAUUCCCGUCCGCAACCGCCAGAAGCGCGGCGUCGGUCUCGGCGUCUGCAACUGCGGCGAGCGCACCUGUGCGGGAUGCCAUGACAAGGUCCACGAAGGCGAGACCUGUGACGAGAUGCGGGCUCGAUGGGAGGCCGAGGGUGUGCUCAAGGAGGAGCUCGAGCGGAAGAGUCGCCGUACCAUGGAGCAGUUGAGCUGCAAGCAGUGUCCCAAGUGUAAGAUUGUCAUUGAGAAAAUCGAUGGCUGUGACGCGAUUCGCUGCGAGUCUUGCGGUCACAUUUUCUGCUGGAGCAAGACUCCAAUGAUUGGCGAUACCGAGUAG